Molecule: messenger RNA, 3549 nt
Organism: Branchiostoma floridae (Florida lancelet)
Lineage: Eukaryota; Metazoa; Chordata; Leptocardii; Amphioxiformes; Branchiostomatidae
Product: zinc finger protein 43-like
Exons: 4
Coding region: 181-2694 (837 amino acids)
Biological process (GO): regulation of transcription by RNA polymerase II
Cellular component (GO): nucleus
Molecular function (GO): RNA polymerase II transcription regulatory region sequence-specific DNA binding; DNA-binding transcription factor activity, RNA polymerase II-specific
Source: RefSeq, a predicted model, not a curated record
UGCUACUUCCGGGUCAGACAUCAUAUUUUCAUGCAGAAAAGCAGCAAGGAAAGGACAUCGGCACUGCAAAAUGCAGGUAUGACACAUGAUAUAAUGACAAUGAGCAUCACAGAAAGAUGCAGGAAGAAGUGUUCACAGUCAUCCUUCACUGUUGAAGUCGAUAUCCUCUAACACAGCAAGAUGGAACAAUCACCAGUAGUGUUACCAAUCAAAAAGGAACCACUGGACUCAACAUGUAGCUAUAACGGCAACGAUUCCCUGGAUAUAGCCAAACAGGAGAUUGCAGGAAGUAGUGAACACAAUGAGUCUAGUGAACCUCCCCUUGAAGACGCUGGGGACGAAUAUCCGACACACUGGCAAGCUGCGGAGGGAUCGGUGAGCGUUGGACAUGCCUCGCGGAUCAAGCUACCGUUACGAGGGCGACUGUACGUCUGUAGUGAAUGCGAGUACCAGGCCAGCCGAGCCGACGUGAUCAAACACCAGCGUCUCCACACGAGGGCGCGCCCGUACGUCUGCCUGCUCUGCAACUUCGCGGGAACGCAGAACUCGCACCUCCGCUCGCACUUCAAGCGGCACCACUCGGCGCCAUUGGACGAAGAUAACCACAUGGUCAUCCCGCAGAGUCACUUCAUCUGCCAGGAAUGCCAGAUCAUAUUUCCGACACAAGAAAAAUUGCAGACGCACUUACACAACUCCCACACAAAUGAAGAACAAGCUCCAGCAAAUAAUGAAGACGGAGGGAACACAGAGAAUACACAGAUAGACUCCCUGCAGAAGACCCAUGUUGGACAGCCAAAUGGAGCACUGGAGUCAGCGAAUGAUCUUCACAACGUGCUAUGCAGAGACAACGAACAAAGAAGUCCUCCAAUAUCUGACAGUUGUACCUCUUCUAAACACAAGACUAUUUCUAGCUCUAAUACUGUACCUCCCACUGUGCAAAAAAUUAGCACGUGCAGUGCACACAUUAUUCAAAAUCAAAUGUUGGAAAAUGGCAUUAACAGGUCUAAUGUUAGUCAUGACGGUUUCCAUUCACAGCCUGCCUUCACCGGUAAUCAAGAAAGACAAAGUUCUCUCAGUUCCAAAGAAAGUGUAGCAAAUACUCAGUAUAGUUUCACACAAAGCAACUCCUUUGAAAACAAAGAAAGUGGAACUAGUGAGGAGAACCCUAUCAAACACAAUGUUACUCAACAGUAUGCUGUAGUAGGCACUAACAACAGUAGUGAGUACAAGUCAUUUGCAUAUGCAAAUGAGGAUCAUGUCCCUCCAAGCUCUACCUGUAACGAAGGGUUAGCAACAACAGUAGGCAGUGGUAGUGCUACCAGGGCGAAGAAAACCUUUACGUGUUCGGAGUGCGGUUACAAAGGAGGAAAGAAGGAUGUAGAGAAACACUUAACGGUGCACACAGGGUUUCGACCGUAUGUCUGCCUGCAAUGUGGCCACACAACGGCACAGAAUAACCACAUGAGAAAACACUUCCAGCGUAUUCACCCAGGGCUAGAAGCAGAGUUUGAUGUCAGGACGGAUGAGUUCUACAUUUGCAGCUCGUGUUUGUACUUCUUUUUAUCGCGGGAACGUUUUAACAAUCAUUUUAAUGAGGGGCCGUGUGCAUGGCCUGGCGAAGCAUCAAGUAGCGACGCGAUUCCCCCGAAUCAUGUAAUGCUCCCAAAUCUAACACUUUUUCCAUCCCAGGCUAUGGCUGUAAGUACGAAUGAUUAUGAGAAUGGACAUGACUUUCAAAUUCGUGAGACGAGCUACAACGCAAUGGAAGAGGGACAUCAUCUGACGCAAAGAAACAGGCAGAGAAAGAACGCUGAUCCAAAGUGUGCUAAGACCAACGGUACUAUCAACAUACCUCAAGAUGUGCAACCAGAUGUGAUCAAUCAGUUCAGACGCAGUAUUAACGUUGAAAACAAUUACGAAGAACUCAGGUCUGAAGAAGCGAUGUCAUGGUCGACUGAACUAUCCACUCACGAGCCAACCGUAACUUCUGUUAGCGAUGUCAACCAGCAUAAUCAUGUGACUGUGCCUGCCUUCUCUGAGAGAAGAAGUAUGUUGAACAGAACACACUUCAGCCAGGAGAAAGAUCUGUAUAAUUCUAGAAAAAGAACUUCCAAGGUCUUACAGAAGUGUGGAAUGACAUCAGAAUCAUUCAGGACUUCCACCUCUCAUCAGAAUGGAGGGGCGACUUUUUCACGGGAGGGCACGACUCAAAAUCCAGUGAUGCCAGGAUUUUCAGGGGAGAAGACAACACAUGCUAUAAUGGACAAGGCAGGUGCAAUAAGUUCACAAACAGUGGGGAAUGCUGCAGCAGUUACAUUACAGUCAUCAUCAUCAGGGUGUUUAUCACAGAAUUGUGGCAAGGACCUUCACAGUGCAGAUGCUGAUGGUCCAUCCAGUGUGCCUAGGAAUAUCAGAAAAGCAGCUAGGAGGUCAUUACAGAAAUACACCCAGGCCCAGAAGAGACAGAGGAAGACAUCUCACCAUGAAGCACCGUGCAGCAGUAGGGGAAAACCACUCAGGCCUUUUGUGUGGCACUUCCAAGGCCGGUCCUACAUUACAUACGAGAUCGCUGGGAAAACUUCAAGAUCUUUGCCCAAAGAUGACCGCCAGAUGGCGUGCAACUUCUGCCCAUACAAGACCAGCAAGAAGGAGCUUUUACGUCUCCACAUGAGGAGACACCUCUGGAUGUCCUGAUGAACUUUGACUUGAAAUAGCAACACACAUGAUGAAAUACAUUUUACUCCUUCCAGUCAAGUGCAAUGGUUAAUGAGAUACAUACAGCUCAAAGAAGCUCUACUUUAAAGUUUAAAUUAAAGUAAAGCUUCUUUGAGCUGUAUAUAUCUCAAGUUUUAGCAUCUUUUUCUGUACUAGAAUUUAACACAAAAAGAUGCUAAAACUUGCAGACUUCAAUUAUUGAUUGAAAAUGGUUGAUAGACACAAUACCAUAAAACGGUUCCAAAUAUUGUUUAUGCAAUCAUAAUUCAAAAGCUGUGUUUUAGAUUUUAUGCCAUUCAAGUUUCCCUGAGAUUUAUGAAUUAUGAUAGGGUAAUGCAUAUUUACCCUCACAUAUCAAGUGCCAUUAGCAUUUACAUGGCUUUUGACACAUUACAAUAUUUAAGAUUAAGAUUGAAUGACAUGUAUACGUAUGUGGCAUGUAUUUCAAUUUUCUCAGGAAAUCUUAUUUGUAGGUGUGCACUAUGGAAAAGGGUACAGAUGUUUUUUUUAUACCUUUAUGUUUAUAACUCCAAAAUAAAGGAAAAACAACAUCACAGUAAUAUUGGGUGAUCUGAUUUAUUAAUCUUUAUUGUAAUUUCACAUUUAUACGCUAAUAUAUGACAUUGUACCAGUAGUAUCAAAAUUGAUUAUGAAUUUCACUUUGUUCUGCUAGAAACACUAUUGACCAUGUAUAUGAAUGCAUCACUGUUAUAACAUGGGAUCUACAAUGUGCUUGUGUCACUUGGUAUGCAAAUUGUAAAAAUCCUUCUUUAGUGUUUUUAUUACAGUAUAUUGUACAGAACAACCAUAACAUUUUAUAAAUGUUUCCCUGAA